Messenger RNA from Punica granatum (pomegranate), 1082 nucleotides. The record is from RefSeq and is a predicted model, not a curated record. NCBI's taxonomy places the organism in Eukaryota, Viridiplantae, Streptophyta, Magnoliopsida, Myrtales, Lythraceae.
GACACGUCACUUCAGGCCAUCGGAGGAUAUAGGCGACACGACCGUCCGAGUCUGCAGUGCCUGCAGUUGAAGUGAACUGAGCUCCUGCUCCGACGACUGAGCGAGCGACCGAGUGGAAGAGAGGGUGGCAAUGGGGAGGGAGGUCUCAGAGAGCUGCGUGGAGAGCCUUCUCAUCGAGAUGGUCUCUUCGUACUGCAACCGCUUCUACGCCGACAAGCCGGAGCUUGCCGCCCGGAGAAUCGAGGCCAUCGGCUAUCAGGUCGGGCACCAGCUCUCCGAGAGAUAUACGAUGGAACGGCCUCGGUUCAUUGAUCACUUGGAAGCAAUCAAGUUCAUAUGCAAGGACUUCUGGUCAGAGAUCUUCAAGAAGCAGAUAGACAAUCUGAAGACUAACCACAGAGGAACUUUUGUGUUGCAAGAUAAUCGCUUCCGCUGGCUUUCACGCAUGUCGAUCGAGUCGUCACCUGAGACGACGGGUUCAUCGCAAGAUGGUGAGGACAAGGCAGCACAAGCAAUGAGUAUGCACCUCUAUUUUCCGUGUGGAAUCAUAAGGGGAGCUCUUUCAAACUUGGGGAUUCCUUGUGCAGUUUCUGCAGAUAUAUCACACCUUCCUGCUUGUUCAUUUGUGAUUCGCAUAAAGGCCUGAUAGACUGGUCCCAGGAAGUCGAAGAUUGGGAGUCGACUGGAGUCUGGCCAGGCAUAACAGGGGAUGCCUUCUCCAAAUUCGUAUUUACAUGUAUAAUGCAUACAACCAGGAAAAUUCACAUGUUGAAUACUCAAAUGCUCUCGAUAGCAGAUGCUAAUGGUUAUGGGUUCAUCGAUUUGUUCCAGCAACGAGAUUGUCUCUGAUAUGCCUCUGCAGGCAGGAGAUUAGGCUUGUGAAGUUAAACUUGUUUUCGCUUGAUGGAAUUUGAAGCGUAUGAAGUACUUUCACUUUCUACUCUUAUGGGUACGCAUAUCUUUCAAAUGAGGGGUGAUUUAUUGCGCUCGUUUCAGGUGUUUAAAAUGCAUACUUUGAUGUGAAUAUUAGCCUCCAGUAUAUGUCUGUCUAUCUUAGUUAUGAAAUGCAGUAAUCUUGUAUC